UCAGUUCUGGCCGUUGGGACCACUUGGGGGACAGCUUCCAGAGUCCCAGAAGAAGCUACAGGUGUAGUGGCUGAACCCGCCCAUACCGCAGGCAGCCUCAGCUGCGCGCCCAAGCUCUGGGUUAUAAAAAACCGGGUUACGACAUGGCGCCCCACACAAGGGAUCCUGCUUGUUUCAUGGCCUCGGACGAGCGAAAGCUUUCACCCUCCAGAGUAAGCCAUGGGAGGACCUCAGUCAGAAGUCCGGACCAGGAGGCCCUUUGCUGUCUGCUCCCGCAGCGUCCAAGGGCCGCCUCUGUGCCGGCUACGUGGAAUAGACACCCGGAGUCGCGCCCGUCCGGGGCAGCCUCGCUCUCCGCGACACCGUCGGGGAGAGGACCCCAGCGCCCCGCGGUACGCGCUCCGCAACCCGUGGCUAUGUUCGGGCCCUCACAGCCCCUGCCAGAAUUGCUUCAGUGGGACCUAUGGCUGCGGCCCAGCGACUCAAAAAUCGUGGAGGAGCCCCAGCUGCUUGUCCGCCUACAGCUGACCCAGGACCGCGAGGCUCGUCAGUGGCGAGGUGGCCAACCCCAGCCCGAGGUCUGCGCUGCCUUCCGGGGCAUUGUACAGGACCUCCUGCAGCUCCCCAACGUUUUCUACUUCAAUUCAGCCACGUUCAACCUGGCCUUGACCAUCUUCAGCCGCCUCCUGGCUUCAGGAAAGGUGAAGGAGAAGUUACUCCACAUUGUAGCUGUUGCUUCCCUGAGACUGGCUGUGAAAGUCGAGGAGGAGGAGGAGUUAGUUCCACAGGUGAAAGACUUCAUAGAGCACUACGGCCCUGCCUACAGCCCAAAUGAGCUGCUGAGGAUGGAGCUGACUAUUCUGGACAAACUGCACUGGGACCUGUAUCUUGCGACGCCACUGGACUUUUUGACUAUAUUCCACGGCCUGAUUGUCGUGAGCUGGCCCCAGGAGCAGAUGCUGCAGCUUCAGAGGAAUCCUUCCCUCCACGUCGCAUCCCUGACCAAGCAGCUGCAGCACUGUAUGGCGGGCCACCAGCUGCUGCAGUUCAAGGGCUCCACACUGGCCUUGGUCAUCAUCACCUUAGAGCUGGACAAGCUCAUGCCCGACUGCUGCGCUCCUACAUCUGAUCUGCUGAAGAAAGCACAGACUGGGACUGUCCCUCAGAGCUGGAGAAGGGGGCUGAAGUGGGGCCUGCCUUCUGCCUCCCACUGACCCACCUCCCAGGCUUCUCCCAGACUCCUGUGCAGUGUUUCCAGGCCCACCCACCCUGGCUGUCACCCCAGAGAUGGGGGUCUUUGCAGACACACCUGCCCUGAGUCAGUCAGGCCUUAGGUCUUCCUUCACAAG
This is a messenger RNA of Ochotona princeps (American pika), 1349 nucleotides long. RefSeq names its product cyclin I family member 2 (gene CCNI2). Gene Ontology annotation, molecular function: cyclin-dependent protein serine/threonine kinase regulator activity. Gene Ontology annotation, cellular component: nucleus; cyclin-dependent protein kinase holoenzyme complex; cytoplasm. The transcript has 6 exons. Bases 144 to 1214 code for a protein of 356 amino acids. Gene Ontology annotation, biological process: regulation of cyclin-dependent protein serine/threonine kinase activity; mitotic cell cycle phase transition. The record is from RefSeq and is a predicted model, not a curated record. NCBI's taxonomy places the organism in Eukaryota, Metazoa, Chordata, Mammalia, Lagomorpha, Ochotonidae.